AUGUUAUACGGAGAAUUUUGUAUAUUAACGAUUAUGAUGGCGUCUUGGUCGACAAAUUUUAUUCAUCAAACCAUUAAUGCAUUUGUAUUUCAUAUGUUUAUUUUCCUUGCUUUAUUUUCUCACUUAAAAACAAUGCUUACUGAUCCGGGUGCUAUUCCUAAAGGCAACGCAACAGAUGAAUAUAUUCAUCGAUUACAGAGUGCUCAAAAUUCAAUUAUAUACAAAUGUGCUAAAUGCAGUAGUAUUAAACCGGAACGCGCACAUCACUGUAGUAUAUGUGGUCGGUGUGUUCGGCGUAUGGAUCAUCACUGUCCAUGGGUUAAUAAUUGUGUUGGUGAAGCGAAUCAAAAAUAUUUUAUUCUUUUUACUAUGUAUAUUGCAUUAUUAUCACUGCAUACUCUAUACUGGUCGAUUUGCCAGUUUUUGUUUUGCGUUGGAGAAGAAUGGCAAGGUUGUUCGAUGUUUGGACCACCAGUAACGUCCGUCCUAUUAAUUUUUUUGCUUUUUGAAGCAACCUUAUUCGCGAUUUUCACUUUGGUAAUGUUUUCUACACAGCUAAGUUCCAUUUGCAAUGAUCAAACAGCAAUUGAGUCGUUUCGAAGUUUAAUGCCCGGACCUAAUGGUUGGAAAAACAUUCAAAUGUUAUUUGGUGGUCCGUUCUCAAUUAAGUGGUUUAGUCCUUUUAUUGCACCUUAUCGAAGCAAGCCAUCUUUUGAAUAUUCCGUUUAA
Messenger RNA from Dracunculus medinensis (Guinea worm), 729 nucleotides. The record is from the annotation of a GenBank genome assembly. NCBI's taxonomy places the organism in Eukaryota, Metazoa, Nematoda, Chromadorea, Rhabditida, Dracunculidae.